This is a messenger RNA of Bubalus bubalis (water buffalo), 4154 nucleotides long. RefSeq names its product P2Y receptor family member 8 (gene P2RY8). Gene Ontology annotation, cellular component: membrane. Gene Ontology annotation, biological process: positive regulation of Rho protein signal transduction; phospholipase C-activating G protein-coupled receptor signaling pathway. Bases 1094 to 2158 code for a protein of 354 amino acids. The transcript has 3 exons. Gene Ontology annotation, molecular function: G protein-coupled receptor activity. Lineage: Eukaryota; Metazoa; Chordata; Mammalia; Artiodactyla; Bovidae. The record is from RefSeq and is a predicted model, not a curated record.
UUGCAGUCCAAGGGACUCGCAAGAGUCUUCUCCAACACCACAGUUCAAAAGCAUCAAUUCUUUGGCAUUCAGCUUUCUUCAUAUGAUUUCCUAAAUAGUUCCUAAUUAGCAGCUUUUCCAAAACAAACUAAUAUUAAAUAUAUUCCAACAAAACCUCAUUUCAAGUUACUACAGUUUCUCAUCAUCAACUAGCAAGUUUUAAGAAGUGAUUCCUGAAUCUAUUUCGGUGAGACUUACUUUGUUUUACCCUUGCUUUUUAAAAGAGGUACUAUGAAAACGCGUAAAAUCCCCUCUGGUGACCUCGUCCACUGCCACCAGCUCCCCACCCCCACCCUGUCCCCCUGCAGGGACCCCACCGUGAAAAAGAGGAAGCUUUUCCAUCGCGGAGGGUUCUGCCCCGGGCUCCGAGAGUUUCGUAAUGUUUGCGCAUUUAAUUAAAGCGUUCAGCUGACAGAUUACCGUUAAAAGGAGGCCCGCUGUGUCCCCAGAGGGUUGCGGACCCUGUCGGUUGAAGGGCUGGUGGGCGGACGGGCGGUAGGGUCCCCGGAAGACGCGGGCAAGCUGUCCUUCGGCCCCAUUUCUGUGAUCUGGCGUCUGUGAUCUGGCGUCUGUGAUCUGGGCUUUCCCCCUCUGAAGGGGGCCGGGAGGGUCUCCCCAGCGCGGGGCUCCAGUCUGCUCACCUAGGACAGCCACCCUCCUUGCAGUCAUAAAGUGGACUCUGGCUCGUUUGGCGAAGUCUGGAGAGCAGAGAGAAACACAUGGGAGUCUGAGAACCCUAGGCUGGGUCGUGGAGAAGACAGAUGGAAAUCACACACGUGUGGGCAUGCAAAUGAUCUGUGAUGCUCUGCGCGCCGAUUGUGCAAGUGCGGGACAUGUAAACGGGGAACAGAGAUAAGAGCCCUGCUCGCGCCUCUGUGCUCAGCCGUCCCGCGAUCCGACAGUUCCACUCAGAACACAGAGGGGCGGCCGCCCGGCGCAGUCUGCAUCCGCCACCGCGUCUGCACCGCUCCGCCUGCAGAGCAGAGGGGCCUGAGGGGACGCCACACCAGAGAUCGGCACCCCGUAUCCCGAGGCCACCCUCAACGGCCGCAGCAUGGACGUGAACAUGACGCGCCCGGACAACGCCACCAUCCUGAUGCUGCGCGACCCGGCCAUCGCGGUGGUGCUGCCCGUGGUGUACUCGCUGGUGGCGCUGGUGAGCAUCCCGGGCAACCUGUUCUCGCUGUGGGUGCUCUGCCGGCACAUCGGGCCCAAGACGCCGUCGGUCAUCUUCAUGAUCAACCUGAGCGUCACGGACCUCAUGCUGGCCUGCGUGCUGCCGUUCCAGAUCUACUACCACUGCAACGGCAACCACUGGGUGUUCGGCGUGCUGCUCUGCAACGCCGUCACCGUGGCCUUCUACGCCAACAUGUACUCGUCCAUCCUCACCAUGACCUGCAUCAGCGUGGACCGCUUCCUGGGCGUCGUGUACCCGCUGGCGUCCGCACGCUGGCGCCGCCGCCGCUACGCGCUGGCUGCGUGCGCCGCCGCGUGGCUGCUGCUGCUGGCGGCGCUGUCCCCGCUGGCGCGCACCGACCUCACCUACGCCGUGGACGCGCUGGGCAUCGUCACCUGCUUCGACGUGCUCAAGUCCAACAUGCUGCCCAGCGUGGCCAUGUGGGCCGCCUUCCUCUUCACGCUCUUCGUCGUGCUCUUCCUCAUCCCCUUCGUGGUCACCGUGGCCUGCUACACCGCCACCAUCCUGACGCUGCUGCGCUCCGCCGACCGCCACGGCCGCGCGCAGCGGCGCCGCGCCGUCUCCCUGGCCGCCGUGGUGCUGUUCGCCUUCGUCGCCUGCUUCGCCCCCAACAACUUCGUGCUCCUGGUGCACAUGGUCAGCCGCCUCUUCCUGGGCCGCAGCUACUACCACAUCUACAAGCUCACGCUCUGCCUCAGCUGCCUCAACAACUGCCUGGACCCCUUCGUCUACUACUUCGCGUCCAGCGAGUUCCAGCUGCGCCUCCGCGACUACCUGGGCUACGGCCCGCUGCCCGCCGCCGACAGCCCCGACAGCCGCCACGAGAGCCUCUUCUCCGGGCGGACCCUGUCCGCGCGCUCCGUGGACGGGCAGGAGGCGCCCGAGAGGCCCAGCGUGAAACGGCAGGAGAGCGUGUUCUGAGACAGGCACCCCUCAUCGCGAGUGGAGCGGGGGGCGUUGAAGGACAGCAGGCGUCUUUGGGGCCUGUUUUCCGUCACUCUGGCUGCGCUGGGAUUCAGCCGGACCACGCUGGACGGGAGCCUUCUCUGCCUGCCGCCUCCCCGCCGACCGCCCCCAGCCACAGCAGGUCCUCCUGGGGUCUGCGGUGGUUCCUGGCCUGACCCCUGCGAUCCUUUGAGGACCGGGCGAGACCAGCGAGCACACGAACCCGCAGCAGCCCCCCGCAGCUGUGAGGUUUUGAAAAGAUGAUGGACCGCAGUUCCUGGAGCGCCGGGGAUGCUGAGACAGCAGGUCGUCAGGCUCUGCCUGAAAUAACCUCUGUGCAUGACAGGGAGAAGCAUAGGAUAAGUUCAGGGUUCCCUCGGGGGGGGGGGGGGGGGGGAUGGAGAAGAAAACAGCUCUGAAGCCUGUAAGGUGACACCUGGCAGGGGCCAGUGGGGAGGGGCUCAGGGAGACCCCCAGGGCAGGGUGGCUGCAAAGCAGGUGACAUCCCCCCCAUCAGACCUCAGAGAUGUUGGUGGGAUUGUGAGCCGAUGUUAACGCGAGCAGUUGGUCCCCCGACGUCAUUGCUUGGGAAUGAGAACCACACACGCGUGUGGCGGAGUGGAUGGUGUCCCAACCCUGCAAAUCCACGUCUGCCCGGAAUAUCAGAGUGUGACCUACAGGAUCAGGGUGGCCCUAGACCCCGUGACAGGGUCCUUAAAAGACACCAAAGAGGAGAGACACGGACACAGAGGAGAAUCCACGUGGACAUGGAAGCAGAGAUGGGAGGGAGGCGGCCACCAGCCCAGAGACUGACGCCCGGAGCCCUCAGAAGCCGGAAGAGGCGGGGAGGACCCUCCCCUGGAGACUCUGCAGGGAGCUCAGCCCUGGGACACCCUGACCUCAGACGCGUGGUCCCCGGGACUAGGGGAGGAUGGAUGCCUGUCUGGGGCGUUAAGCCCCUCAUUUAUACAACCGUCACGGCUGCCCUAGGAGACCCCUACAGUCUGCAAUUCUGAGACUGGGCCUCUGGCCACUGGCCGGGUGAUUCUAGGGGUCGCAGUGCCUGAUGCUGGCUCCCGGGGCGGGACCUGCAUAGGGCAGUCCAUGCUCUUGGCGAGGAGAAGGACUCGCCUGGGGGUCCCAUCCAUCCCCAUCCCCACCAUGGGAGCCCCACACAGAGGACAGUGUCCAAGCCAGUCUGCAGUGUUUGCACAGGGCAGAGACCCACCGUUUGCUGCUUUCAGAAUGCGGGCCAGACACACCCCCCGCCCGAGAAAGGACAUGCGCCCACCGGUGGCUGGAGAAGGGCCGGCUUCAAGGACUCGUAUCGCCCCAGGAUGGUGUGUGGUCCACACGCUCUUCCCAACUGUUCCCCGAGCCAAGCCCCUAGAAAGUCAGGUCGCCACGACAACAGUCCGGAGGCAGAAAAAACCCUGACCCAGCAAGACAGUGGCAGCCACGUCCUGGGCGUGGGCUUCCAGCGUCUGACUCUAAAAAGCUGUGAAAAACCUCAAACCACCCUCACGGAACCGUCUUCUUGCUGAGCUGAGAACAAGCAUCACCAUUUGAAUUCGGAGGAAGCCAGUCUAAGCAAUAACGCUGCCCCUCACCACCCCCAACCCCCAGUCCUCAAUGGGUGUGACGUCCAUCCAGCCUUUGGGUCCCAGAGAGCUCAGGUCACAUUUCGUCACCAUCUUCACCAACAGUUCGUUGUCCAGCCCCUCAGGGUCACGGACAUCUCCCUGAUUUCUGCGUCCCAAGGACUCCCAGUUCCACUGAAGUUGCCCAGUAUCCAACAGCAUCUUCAGGGAACCGUCAGCCUUUCUGAGGGGUGCCUGUCGGAUCACUGAAAAUCCCAGGGCUGAAUUUCCUUCUGUUUCAGCACGUUAAUAAUAUUGUUCUUGUUCAGUAGCUCAGUCGUGUCCGACUCUGCGACCCCAUGGACUGCAGCACACCAGGCUUCCCUGUCCUU